Molecule: messenger RNA, 1780 nt
Organism: Contarinia nasturtii (swede midge)
Lineage: Eukaryota; Metazoa; Arthropoda; Insecta; Diptera; Cecidomyiidae
Product: solute carrier family 25 member 46-like
Exons: 5
Coding region: 116-1543 (475 amino acids)
Biological process (GO): mitochondrial fission; mitochondrial membrane fission
Cellular component (GO): mitochondrial outer membrane
Source: RefSeq, a predicted model, not a curated record
GAGUACGAAAAAGCUGAAAAUGUCAUGAACAGAACAAUCAGGAUAAAAAAAGAAUAAAUUUCAUUUGAUCAUAUUAAAUUAAUACGUAAAUUUUUUUUGUAAAUCAUAAUACGAAAUGGCAGGCUAUCGAGAAUACGCUGAAUUAAACAGAUACAUCAACGAAGGACUGGAUGAUGAGUUGGAUGAAAUGGACCAAGUUGACUACAUAUCGCGUUACCAACUAGAGCAUUUUGGUGUUGGUAGAGUGGGAGAAAAGCGAUCAGAGAGUCAACGAUACUUGAAUCAUGACUAUGUGCAACCACCAAACGAACCCGAUUCAUCAACGCCGCUAAAUUAUAAAUACGUGAAAUCCACACGAGAUCUCACCCUUCCAUUGCAAAAACAUCCAAAUGCUCAACCAAACUACGAAAGUCCCGAAGAUGAAGAGCUAUCGCUUCGCAAAUAUUUAGGUGUUAGCGUCGGUUUAGUGAGUUUGAUCACAGAAAAUCUAUUGAGCCAUCCGUUUGUUGUGCUACGGCGACAGUGUCAGGUUCGUCAUAAUUCGUUGCGACGGCAUUUAGUACCAUUUACACUUGUACCUGUCAUAUGUCAUUUGCAUCAACGACAAGGUGUCACAACAUUGUGGAAAGGUUUGGGUAGCUGCUUGUUGAUUCGUGGCAUGUCCUUGGCGAUAGAGGAUCUGCUGUCAAAAGUAACACCGUGGCCUAAGGAAAUCACACAUAGAACGACCUUGAAGAAGUUUGGACAGCAUUUGAUACUAAAAAGUGUCAGCAUUGCCGUUGUAGUACCAUUUUAUGCCGCAUCUCUAGUUGAAACGGUGCAAAGUGAUAUUGCAAGUGAAAAGCCCGGCAUUUUCGAUGUUUUUCGAGAAGGAUGUAUACGUUUACUCUCAUUUCAAAAUCCGCAAAAAGGUCGAAUGCUACCCAUAUGGGCAUUGAUUGGCCCAAGUGUGGCAAUGGGAAUAUCAAAAUACAUAUUUGGACUGGCUGUCAAAAGUAUUUCAACGAGAAUUAUGCAAUAUCGUUUACAAAAUUCACAACAACAACGAGGCGCACGACCAAAAGAUUUCGAGAGUGAUCAAGAGAAUAUUGAAAUCUAUUCGACAUUGUUGUCAAUCAUGUCAACAGAGAUUUUGUUUUAUCCAUUUGAAACGAUUUUACAUCGCAUUCAGUUGCAAGGCACACGAACCAUUAUCGACAACUUGGAUUCUGGAUAUUCGGUGGUGCCAGUCAUAACGAGUUACGAGGGUGCGGCCGAUUGUUAUAGAUCAACUAUUGCCAGCGAAGGAGUUUCAGGGCUUUAUAAAGGCUUUGGAGCAAUGGUUUUGCAAUUUGCAGCACAUUAUGCGGUCAUAAGACUCACCAAAUGGAUCGUUACCCAAGUGAUGGAAGUUGUUGCAAAUAAGCCACCAUCAAAGGUUACUGAAUUUUAUAAUCUAAAUUCGUCGAUAAGAAGCUCACCCAUUGACGGCGGCACCGCAGAGAAUGAAUCAAUUGUGUCAAACACAAUUUCAAAAAGCAUCAGCUCACUAAGUGUCGAAUAGUUAAACAAAAAGUCGUUGUUUGUACAAUAUAUCAUUUUUUUUCCUUCAAAAUGUUGAUAUAUCCGUUUGUUUCGUUUAUUAAUUAGUCAAAUUUUACAAGCUAAAUUAAUUCAAAUUCAGUGAAAAAAAAAACUUAAAAUAAAUUCUAGAUCAAUAAAAGCUGCGAUAAGUAAAUUAACAUUAAUUUGAUCAAAUGUUUCCUAUUAAUUUUAUUUAUUUCAAUAAAUAAUGAAAAGA